GGUUUCAUCUCACAUGACUGUGCGUGUGCACACUGCACGCACGCGGUUUUUGAGUUCUGUGGUAUCAAAACAAGCGGUUAUGAGUAGCAGCGGGCAGUCCGCUCGGGUGGUCAAGACGCGUCGGUCUUGCACUCUUGUUAUCGCUGGCGCCGGGUGCCACAACAUCGCGGUAGCAUUGUUAAGUAUCGCGAAACAAAAUGUUUAAAUUGUCGCCGGCUUUUUUGAAACAGCUAUGGCUUACAUUCGGCGCAUCUCUGGCCUUCCUUAUCAUCGGGCUGGUGAGAGGGUACUCCGCCUCGGCGAUACCCUCGAUAGAAGCCUUGGACUCUGAAAUCAUACAGAGCAGUGAACAGAAAUCAUGGAUUGGGGCUAUCCCACCUCUGGGUGCGUUCGUGGGCAGUACAUUCUCUGGAGCGCUGAUGCAGCGGGCAGGCCGGCGCCGCAGUCUGCAGCUAGCAGCGCCGCUCUGGGCAGCCGGCUGGCUUAUCCUUGGGUUCGCCAAGUACUUUCCCCUGAUACUCGUGGGGCGCCUUAUAACUGGCCUGUGCGUCGGAUUCGCCUUGGCCCCGGCACAAGUAUACGUGAGUGAAUGCUGCGAUCCUGAAAUCCGGGGCAGGUUGGGAUCGUUGCCCACUCUCUCCAUGUCCUUUGGGAUCUUGCUCUCCUAUGUCGCUGGCAACUGGCUCUACUGGCGGUACCUCGCCUUCUUCUCGGCUAUCUUUUGUGGUAGGUAUCUUUGUUUCAAAUGACAACGAUUGAACUGU
Messenger RNA from Ostrinia furnacalis (Asian corn borer), 764 nucleotides. Its product is annotated as solute carrier family 2, facilitated glucose transporter member 8-like. Gene Ontology annotation, molecular function: transmembrane transporter activity. Gene Ontology annotation, biological process: transmembrane transport. The record is from RefSeq and is a predicted model, not a curated record. The transcript is spliced from 4 exons. Gene Ontology annotation, cellular component: membrane. The coding region runs from base 198 to 749 and encodes 183 amino acids. NCBI's taxonomy places the organism in Eukaryota, Metazoa, Arthropoda, Insecta, Lepidoptera, Crambidae.